This is a messenger RNA of Penicillium canariense, 1776 nucleotides long. RefSeq names its product rRNA 2'-O-methyltransferase fibrillarin-like protein. Gene Ontology annotation, biological process: box C/D sno(s)RNA 3'-end processing; rRNA methylation. The coding region runs from base 1 to 1776 and encodes 591 amino acids. Lineage: Eukaryota; Fungi; Ascomycota; Eurotiomycetes; Eurotiales; Aspergillaceae. The record is from RefSeq and is a predicted model, not a curated record. Gene Ontology annotation, cellular component: box C/D methylation guide snoRNP complex; small-subunit processome. The transcript has 5 exons. Gene Ontology annotation, molecular function: histone H2AQ104 methyltransferase activity; RNA binding; rRNA methyltransferase activity.
AUGUCUCGAGAUAGAGACCCCCAAAUCCCCUCGAUGCAUUCCGCGAAAGCGGUCAUAGCAGAAAAACUUGCGCGUCUUGGCCCUUCUUCCUCAAACAUAUUUUACAGCACCAUGCCUCCGCAGCGGCCGCCUUCACAUACUCUCACCUCGCUGAAGCGAUGGUCGGUCGCCAACAGAGAGCUCCCAGCCGUGUCUCAAAUCAAAGCAAUCCAUGUCUACGACUUCGAUAAUACUCUUUUCCUGAGUCCCCUUCCCAAUCCACAACUGUGGAAUGGUUCGACAAUCGGUUUCCUGCAGGCAUGGGAAAGCUUCGCAAACGGCGGGUGGUGGCAUGAUCCGAAUAUUCUCUGCGCUACUGGCAGGGGCAUGGAAGCUGAAGAGCCAAGAGCUUGGAAUGGCUGGUGGAACGAGCAAAUUCUGCGCUUGGUUAAACUGAGCAUGGAUCAGAAAGAUGCACUGACCGUGCUCCUGACGGGCCGGGGCGAAGCCAACUUCGCACCCAUCAUUAAGCGCAUGGCUGCCAGCAAAAAACUGGAUUUUGACCUCAUUGGAUUGAAGCCGGAAGUCGGUCCCAAUGGCCAGCUGUUUCCGACGACCAUGACUUUUAAGCAAAAGUUUCUCGAGGACCUUGUCUAUACUUACGAACAGGCUGAGGAGAUUCGAAUCUACGAGGACCGCCCAAAGCACGCGAAAGGGUUCCGAGAUUUCUUCGGGGCAAUGAACCGGAGCCUGCAAGCUGGACAGGGCCUGGUGCCCCGAAAGCCACUCACUGCUGAAGUCAUCCAGGUAACGGAAGGAUGCACAUACCUCGAUCCAAUAAUUGAAACUGCCGAGGUCCAGCGCAUGAUUAAUUCACACAAUCUUACCACCCGCAACCCGUCUCUGUCCAAGGUCAAGUCCCGGCUUGCCCGGCUUCGUAUCAAACGGACGGUGUUCUACACGGGCUACCUGAUAUCCCAACAGGAUUCUCAGCGCAUCAUUCAGGACCUGCUAAGUCCAACAUUGCAGCAGCAAGGACAUGCUGAAUCAAAUGACCUGAAAUACAUGGCUAACAGCAUUCUAAUUACACCCCGUCCAGCGUCCCAGAAUAUUCUGGGUAGAGUUGGCGGGCUGGGAAAGAAAGUAAGCUGGCAGGUGACUGGAGUAGGAGUGUUUGAUAACAGGGUCUGGGCUGCUCAAGUGGCUCCCAUGCCGUCAAACCUACCCAUCUACACGGAAAAUCCCUCACCGCUCAUCGUUCUGGCUUGCCGCAGGGGGUCACGUCCAGCCGAUGCAGGAAAGAUACAAAACUGGCAGCCUGUUCCACCUGGAAUGGCAAUGAAAUUUGAAACUGUCGUCGGAGAGAAAGUUGUCUUGCGAGUUGAAGAAGACAACCCGCAUGAGGGCGAAUGGGAAAGCCAGUUUAUGAAUAAAAGCCACAAGAGGCGCCACCAGCAGGAGCGAGAUGAGGACAUUCUAUACCCUCAAUCAAGCCAUACGAACGGCUACGAGGCUCCAAUCCAAGACCAAUCCCACGGUUAUCACCCAUACCACCGUCCCGGUGGUGACAACCGGCACCAUAAUGAUGAAAACUCGCGUCGGGGCCCUCAUCGGGGUCGGGGUCGUGGAAAUGGCCGUGGUCGAGGCUCUGCUCGUGGCAAUCGUGGACGUGGACGUGGUGGUCGUGAUACUGGAUCGAACCCAUACUAUAAGUCCCUUGAUGACCAGGGCAGUGGGUAUGAAGGACCGAACGACAAAGGUAGCAAUGCAGGCGGAAGUUUUCCUAUGGACUAUUAG